This is a messenger RNA of Mycotypha africana, 2915 nucleotides long. RefSeq names its product Metallo-peptidase family M12-domain-containing protein. Lineage: Eukaryota; Fungi; Mucoromycota; Mucoromycetes; Mucorales; Mycotyphaceae. Gene Ontology annotation, molecular function: metalloendopeptidase activity. The coding region runs from base 136 to 2835 and encodes 899 amino acids. The record is from RefSeq and is a predicted model, not a curated record. The transcript has 9 exons. Gene Ontology annotation, biological process: proteolysis.
GUUUCUUGUUCCUUUCUUUAGCUUUUAUAUACAUCAACAGUGGUAGCGCAUCGUUUUAUAUACCUUUUGACAGCCCAUUGAGCAAAGAAAAAGAAAUAAAAACGAUCUCGCGCACUCUACUCAAUUUUGUCACCUAUGAGAUAUUAUUUAUGCAUACUAUUCGUUGCUGUGUUACCUUUAUUGACAUUAGGACAUAGUAUCGACAAUAGACAACUAAAGCGAAUAGAACCCUUAACACAUGUCAAAAUUGAUAUUGCACCACGAACGCAUGCCUAUUUCGAAAAAAGACACCAGUCACCCAAUACCCAUCCUACCCUCUCGACUGCGUUGAAGCACAUCGACUAUGAUGAUAUACUGCGGUUAUCGUUUACUGCUUACAAUCAGACCUUUUAUCUGCAUCUCGAGCCCAAUUUAGACCUCUUUCAUCCCGAAGCAGUAACCCAUCAUCAAGAACUCGGCAUCAGUACACAUUUACAUCCUUCUCGAUGGUUGACACAAGGGACAAAAAGCGCUCAAAACAAUAAGAUUCUUGUCUACAAAGGGCAUGUUAUCCACCCUGCACAUACAGAAAACACUUGGUACAAAGAUGCGCUGGGCGUACUCAACUCUGAAUUUUAUCCUUAUCCACACUCUUCAUCAUCAUUAUUGCCAUCCUUCAGUUACCAACAGCCUCAAUUAGGCUGGGCCCGCAUUAUUAUACGUCAUGAUUUAAUGUCUAGGCAUAAAACGGAACAGACGAUUGUAGAAGGUGCAUUCAAAGUAGACAAUGAGCUGUAUCAUAUAAAGUCAACGUCGAAUUACCGACUUGUAAAAAGAGCCGAUGACGUGGGUUUAGCGGAUGAUCAUCACUCUCAUAUGGUUAUUUAUCGAGAAUCCGAUACAGAAUCAGCUCGCUCGACAAGUUAUUCGAAGCUAGAAAGUAAGAGAGGAAUGGAGCUUCAGAAAGAAGACGAAGAGCAUCAAUGUGGAUUCAAUAAUCUGUUACAGAAAGCCACGAUCAAGGACCAUCUCAAAUUGUUUAAUAAGCGUGAGGAAAUGGGCUUCACAAAGACUGAAUCCGGAUGUCCCAAGAGGCGAAAAAUUAAUUAUAUGGGUGCAGCUGCCGAUUGUACAUAUGUAAAGUACUACCAAUCAGUCGAUAAUGCGAAACUACAAAUCAUCAAUGACUUUAAUACAGCGUCAGCCUUAUUUGAAGAAACAUUCAAUAUUUCUUUGGGAUUGAUGAAUAUCACCCUUAUGAACUCCAAUUGUCCAUCUGAAGUAGAUAGUAGCGUUCCUUGGAACCGUGCUUGUCAAGCCAAUUACUCUAUUGGUGACAGAUUGAGUGACUUUAGUUUAUGGCGAUCCAACAGGAGUAAUGAUGGAGCAGGUCUCUGGCAUUUAAUGACCAAGUGCGCUACGGGUGUUGAAGUUGGACUUGCUUGGUUAAAUCAAUUAUGCAAUACAGGGCUUUCAACCGAAGUGUCAUCUGAAGGCAAGACAUUGUACGUCUCUGGGGCAGGCGUUUCUUCCAUCACUCGUGAUGAAUGGAAAAUUGUAGCACAUGAAAUUGCUCAUGGAUUCGGUGCUAUACAUGAUUGCUCAGCUUCAGAUUGUCCUUGUGAAGACGACAACAAUUGUCAGUGCUGUCAGAGCAGUGUUGACCAAUGUGAUUCCAGUGGUUAUAUUAUGAGUUCGAUUACCAACAGCACAGCCAACACAUUUAGCCCUUGCUCUAUCAACACUAUCUGUAAUGCUUUCCCUAGCAUAGGGACUUGCUUGACUGACCCUGGACAAUUUGAUCGAUACCUUUACCAAACCAACGUGUGUGGCAAUGGAAUCAAAGAAGAAGGUGAAGAAUGCGAUACUGGAGGUGUGGAUACCAGUUGCUGUGAUGCUAAAACUUGUAAAUUAAAGAAAAACGCUGUUUGCGAAGACACAAAUGAUGGGUGUUGCCACAAUUGUCAAGUAAAACCAAAGAAUACCAUCUGUAGGCCCUCUUCAACGGCAUGCGAUGUUGCUGAAUAUUGUGAUGGCAUUUCACCCACCUGUCCUAAAGAUGAAUUUGUUCACGAUGGCAUGUCCUGUGGGGACGGCCUUACUUGUGCUUCCGGACAGUGUACUUCGCGUGAUGAACAGUGUCUUGCCCGUGGUUCUGUCAUGAAUAUCACUACUUCUUGUUUAUCCAAUAACGAAGAAUGUAAACUUUUAUGUAAUGCACCCCAUGGUGAAAAAUGUCUGAUUUUCUCUGGCAAUUUCAUUGACGGGACGCCUUGCGGCUAUGGUGGACGCUGCUUUGAUGGCGUGUGCGAAAAUGGUGACCUUGUGGGUAGUUCGCUCCUUUAUUUACAAGAGCAUGUUCAGGUGUUGGCCGGUAUGAUUCUCGCCAUUCUACUUGUUAUGCUCGGUCUUUGUCUUGCUGUCGUUUGGUUUGGAUGUUGGCGUGUGCCUGGUUACAGAGAAAGAAGAAAGCGACGACAAGAAUACAACAGCGGUAUGGACGAUGGUGCUGUACCGUAUUACACAGAUAAGAAUCUCAGUGUAAGCGUACUAUCCACCUAUGGAGAUUAUGCAUUACCCGAGCAUGAACUUGUCAUUCUCCAUGACGGCGACAGCAGCAACAGGCCAAGAGAAAAGUUUGCCCGUCCUACAGCUGAUGAUUACGUUUCUUCUGUCACGACGUAUCAUGAUAGGUUCUCUAUGGAUGAAGCAAGAUUGAAUGAUCAAUCGAGUGAUACCUCUUCCACUAGCCCGAACUCGACUGUUUUCUCAACCUCUAGCUCAACCACGCUUAUCAGUGAUGAUCAUCAUCCUUCUGAUGGCAACAACCAAGUUAAAUCUGAAAAGAGCGAGUAAAACUCUAUUGCUUUCUCUCUAUCCACCACCAUUUGUAAAUACCAUUUUAUUCCAGAUAUUUCUUGUAAAAAAACUGUAUA